GUCCAGGCAGAGACACCCCAGAAGGAGGGAGCUCUUUCAAGCAGGGCCACUGAGCACCAAAUAACUCAGACAGAGCGCCACUGUGGGCACUGGGUGUGGCCCCUAGCAGGCACCCCCAAGGAUCCAGUCUCUCCCCUGUACCUGCCCUGGCUCCAUGGAGGUGGAGGAGGCUGUACUGUCUCCUGGGGCUAACAGCACUGAGUGCAGCGUCGGGGCUAACUGGACAGGCACCUCAGUGUGUUGGCUGCAAGUGUCCGGGGGCGGCCCAGAGGUGGUGAUUGUGCCUGUGCUCUUCGGGCUGAUCUUCAUGCUGGGCAUGGUGGGGAACACACUGGUGUUAGUGGUGCUGGGGCGAAUCCGAUCCGGGGGACGCCCUUCACGCAGCGCCACCAACAUCUUCAUCCUCAACCUGAGCAUUGCAGAUUUCUCAUUCCUGCUCUUCUGCGUCCCCUUCCAAGCCACCAUUUACUCCCUGCCUGAGUGGGUCUUCGGCGCCUUCUUCUGCAAGUGGGUUCACUACCUGGCCAUGGCAACCAUGCUCGUCAGCAUCUUCACCCUGGUGGCCAUGUCUGUGGACAGAUACAUCGCUGUGGUGCACGCCAAGCGCUCGCCCUGCAUCCGCAGCAAACGCAAUGCCUCCCUGGGCGUGGGCAUCAUCUGGCUGCUGUCACUGCUCAUUGCCAUCCCUGUAGCCCAGCACCAGGCCCUCAUAAGUGGCCACCAGCAGGCACCCAACAGCUCCUUCUGCUGGGAGCAGUGGGCUGAUGAUUCAGCUGCCAAGCAAACCUACAAGGUGACCAUCCUGGUGGUGGGGUACCUGCUGCCCCUGGUGCUCAUUACCUGCUGCUAUGCCAAGGUUUUAUAUCAUCUUCAUAAAAAAGUGAAGAACAUUUCCAAGAAGUCGGAGAGAUCAAAGAAAAAGACAGCGCAGACAGUGCUACUUGUGGUUGCUGUAUUCUUGAUUUCCUGGCUGCCGCACCACAUCAUCACGAUGUGGGCAGAAUUUGGUCAGUUUCCCCUGAACAACAUCUCCUUCACUUUUCGCAUCAUCUCUCACUGCUUAGCCUAUGGGAACUCUUGCAUUAACCCCAUCAUCUAUGCUUUCCUCUCGGAGAACUUCCGCAAGGCCUGCCGGCAAGUCUUCACCUGCAAGUUCCUCCUGCGGCCAACUCCUGCUGAGAAGCUUGUGAGAAUACGCCUGGAGAACUUUUCUACCACCCACUCAACGACUAAUGUGUGACUUGGGCAUAAAAAAUGAAAAUGCAUUUUAGUAGAAUG
This is a messenger RNA of Dermochelys coriacea (leatherback sea turtle), 1278 nucleotides long. RefSeq names its product galanin receptor type 1-like. NCBI's taxonomy places the organism in Eukaryota, Metazoa, Chordata, Testudines, Dermochelyidae. Gene Ontology annotation, cellular component: membrane. The record is from RefSeq and is a predicted model, not a curated record. Gene Ontology annotation, molecular function: G protein-coupled peptide receptor activity. The transcript is spliced from 3 exons. Gene Ontology annotation, biological process: neuropeptide signaling pathway. The coding region runs from base 155 to 1240 and encodes 361 amino acids.